AUGUCCGACUUCCCCUCCACGGAGAACGGCAAGAUCUCGUUCAAGGGUCGCGUCGUCGUGGUCACCGGUGCCGGUAACGGUCUUGGUAAAGCAUACGCGCUCUUUUUUGCUUCGCGCGGCGCAAAGAUUCUCGUAAACGAUCUCGGCCCUUCCGCCCAAGACAAGAACAAGAAGGCUGCCGAUGUUGUGGUCGAGGAAAUCACCAAGGCCGGCGGCGAGGCCAUCGCCAACUACAACUCGAACACCGAGGGUGACAAGAUCAUCCAGCAGGUGAUCGACAAGUGGGGCCGCGUUGAUGUUGUCAUCAACAACGCAGGUAUCCUUCGUGACAAAUCCUUCAAGGCCAUGACUGACAAGGAAUGGGACCAGAUCAUCGCUGUUCACAUUACCGGCUCGUACGCCUGUGCCAAGGCUGCAUGGCCCCACAUGCGCAAGCAAAAGUUCGGCCGCAUCAUCAACACCUCGUCCGCUGCCGGUAUCUAUGGCAACUUCGGUCAGGCCAACUAUGCGGCCGCCAAGCAUGCCAUGAUCGGUUUCGGUAAGACACUCGCCAUCGAGGGUGCCAAGUACAACAUUCUUUCCAACAUUCUCGCCCCUGUCGCCGCCAGUCAGCUGACUGCGACCGUCAUGCCCCCCGAGAUGCUCGAGAACCUGACGCCCGACUAUGUCGUCCCUAUCGUUGCCUAUCUCGUCUCUGCAGAGAACAAGGAGGUCUCUGGCCAGGUCUUCGAGUGCGGUGCCGGCUUCUUCGCGCAGGUGCGUCGCGAGCGCAGCCGUGGUGUGGUCUUCAAGACUGACGACUCGUUCACCCCUGCUGCUGUUCGUGCCAGGAUCGACGAGAUUCUGGACUACGACGAGAAGCCGGAAUACCCCUUCCGCAUCACGGAUGCCAACCACAUGGAGUUCCUCGAGCGUGCCAAGGAGGCCAAGACCAACGACCAGGGUGAAGGUCCCGUGCGCUUUGAAAACAAGACGGUGCUCGUGACCGGUGCCGGUGCUGGUCUCGGUCGUGCCUACGCUCUCAUGUUUGGCAAGCUGGGAGCCAACGUGGUGGUCAACGACUUCCUCGAGAAGAACGCCAACGCUGUGGUCGACGAGAUCAAGAAGGCGGGCGGCAAGGCUGCGCCUGCUGUCGGUUCGGUCGAGGACGGCGACAAGAUUGUCAAGGCGGCUACCGACGCUUUCGGCUCGCUGCACGUCGUCAUCAACAACGCCGGUAUCCUGCGCGACAAGUCGUUCGCUGCCAUGUCGGACCAGGAGUGGCACGCCGUUCUCAACACGCACUUGCGCGGUACCUACAGCAUCUGCCACGCUGCCUGGCCCAUCUUCCAGCAGCAAAAGUACGGUCGUAUCGUCAACACCACCUCGGCUGUCGGUAUCUACGGCAAUUUUGGUCAGGCCAACUACUCGACUGCCAAAGCGGGCAUCAUUGGCUUCACCAACACGCUCGGUAUCGAGGGGAAGAAGUACAACAUCUUGGCAAACACGAUCGCUCCGAACGCUGGUACCGCCAUGACGGCCACCAUCUGGCCUCAGGAGAUGGUGGAUGCCUUCAAGCCCGAAUAUGUCGCUCCCAUGGUCGGUUACCUGGCGAGCGAGGCCAACGAGGACCUCACCUCGAGCCUGUUUGAGGUCUCGGGUGGUUGGGUCGCAGCUGUGCGCUGGCAGCGUGCCGGUGGCCACGCCUUCAGCCACGGCAAGCCUCCCACGCCAGAAAAGAUUGUCAAGAAGUGGAGCAAGAUUGCCGACUUUGAGACCAACCCAUCGUGGCCCACAAGUCCAAGCGACUCGCUCGGCGACAUUGUCUCGAACUUUGGCCAGUCAGAGGAUGACGAUGACGACGAGGAUGACGCGGCUGGUGGCGACUACAGCGACCCUGAAGACCCCGAGAUUGUGCAACAGGCCAAGAAGGACCCCAUCGACGAUUCGGAGUUCUCGUACGGCGAGCGCGAUGUGAUCCUGUACAAUCUGGGCGUGGGUGCUACCGAGAAGGACCUCGACUUGGUGUUUGAGCAGGAUGAUGACUUCAAGGCGGUGCCCACUUUUGGCGUGAUUCCUCAGUUCAUGGCGAGCGGAGGUAUCCCUCUGGACUGGCUGCCCAACUUCAGCCCGAUGAUGCUUCUGCACGGUGAGCAGUACCUUGCCAUCAAGAAAUCCAUCCCUACGAGCGCUACGCUGGUCAACAAGCCCAAAUUGAUGGAGGUGCUGGACAAGGGCAAGGCUGCUGCAGUUACCUCGGUCGUUCACACCCACGACAAGGAGAGCGGCGACCUGGUGUUUGAGAGCCAGAGCACCGUCUUCAUUCGUGGCUCGGGAGGCUUCGGGGGCAAAAAGACGGGCAAGGACCGUGGUGCUGCGUCGGCGGCCAACAAACCACCGUCGCGCAAGCCGGACAAAGUGGUGACGGAAAAGACGACGCUUAGCCAGGCGGCGCUGUACCGUCUUUCAGGCGACUACAACCCGCUACACAUUGACCCCAGCUUUGCUCAGGUUGGUGGCUUCGAGAAACCCAUCCUGCACGGACUGUGCUCGUUUGGUAUCUCGGGCAAGCACGUGUUCCGCGAGUUUGGCGCGUACAAGGACAUCAAGGUGCGCUUCACAGGCCAUGUGUUCCCCGGCGAGACGCUGGAGACGAGCAUGUGGAAGGAGGGCAACAAGGUCAUCUUUACCACUCGUGUCGUUGAGCGCGACACGCAGGCGCUCGGUGCUGCUGCCGUCACGCUUGCCGACGAGUAA
Molecule: messenger RNA, 2736 nt
Organism: Mycosarcoma maydis (corn smut)
Lineage: Eukaryota; Fungi; Basidiomycota; Ustilaginomycetes; Ustilaginales
Product: putative multifunctional beta-oxidation protein
Exons: 3
Coding region: 1-2736 (911 amino acids)
Molecular function (GO): oxidoreductase activity
Source: RefSeq, a predicted model, not a curated record